This is a messenger RNA of Macrosiphum euphorbiae (potato aphid), 1509 nucleotides long. NCBI's taxonomy places the organism in Eukaryota, Metazoa, Arthropoda, Insecta, Hemiptera, Aphididae. The record is from the annotation of a GenBank genome assembly.
AUGGAUAAGUCUAAUUAUUCAUCACCAUUGAUUAUUUUCAACAAUAAACAAAUAUUAUUAAAUUGCACAGUUGUUCCAGAAAAUUUAAUUCAAAAUAAUGAUAGUCACACAAUGGAUAUUGAUUCCAAUGUAAAGUUACACCCGGACUAUGCACCUGAAAAGAAUAAUAUACCAUUCUUGAAAAAAAAUCAAAAAAAAAAAGGAAGAAUUCGUUUCAAAUGUUUGCAUUGUGAAUACUUAACAUUUCGAAAACAAAAUUUAAUUGUGCAUCUUAGAGAAAAACACGAAACUAGAAAACAACUAGAAACUAAAGUUAAUAAUGGUACAUCAAAUACAACAAGAACAAUUGAAGUAUUUUCGUGUACGUUAUGUAAAAUGACGUUUAAUACACUGGAUAAAUGUAAAGAACAUAUGGCACAGCAUUUAAUAAAUACUCAUCAAAAUAAUCAAAAUAAACAACAAGAACAAAGUCGUAAAAGUAUUCAACUAAGUAAAAAAAAUUUUGAAGAUAUAGAGUAUGUUUCAAAGUGUGUGCAUUGUAAGCGUAAAUUUCGUUCUGAAAAUUCCAAAUUACUUCAUUCAUUGUGUCACCAAAAUGAUUGUAAAGAUUAUAAAUGUAGUGAAAAAAAUUGUGAUUUUAUAACACCAAGAUGGAAUGCUUGUCGUAUUCAUUUAUGGAAGGUUCAUAAAAUUGACAUUGAUAUGUUUAGCUGUCAAGUUUGUAAAAAAUAUACAACUACAACAUAUCAUAACUUAGUUAAUCAUGUAUCAAUGAAACACAAUAAAACAUUGUCUUGUGUAGACUGUGGUGCUGAAUUUCAGGAUUCGACUGCACUACAAAAUCACAGAGUAUUUCAUUCAAAAGCAAAGUCUGUAAAUAAAGAAAGAUGGUAUAUGGAAAAGACAUGUGUAAUUUGUAACAUGGUGUUGGCUAAUUCAAAAAGUUUAAAACUUCAUACAAAAAAUGUUCAUCUGAAGUUAAAGCCUUAUGUGUGUCAAGUGUGCAAUCAUGGUUCAGCAACUAAAUACAUGAUGCAAGUUCAUAUGCGGCAGCAUACUGGUGAAAAACCAUUUAAUUGCGAUGCUCCGGAUUGUAAUUUUAAAACUGGGGAUCAUAACUCACUCAGACGUCAUAAACUACGCCACUCAAAUGAAAGGCCGUACAAAUGUACCCAUUGUGAUUACAAGUGUAUCCAAGUGACUGCUCUCAAAAGUCAUAUAACGAAUAAUCAUCGUGAUAAAAUGGACAAUUCAUACUACUCAUGUAAUCGGUGCACAUUUGGAACAGUGAGCUUAAAAAGAUAUAAUGACCAUGUAUCUGGUCAUGAAACACAAGUUCAAAAUGGUCUAGAACCUAGUCCUGUGAAAUGUCAUGAGUCAAAAGCUGAAAUGACAGACGAUGAUGAUACUGCACAAGGAUAUGUUGAUGACACAGGUGGUAUAACAAUUUCUGAAAGUGUGGGUUGUGCUGUAUUAAAUUUAGAUGAUAAUGCAAUUAUGCUUACAUAA